AUGACCACGCUCGACGACCUGCUCGCCGUCAACCCGGCAGCCAAUGACGCUACUCUCGCGUGCCUUGGAACAACGCGGACAAACGAACAAUGCGGCGUAUCAACAAAAGCAACAAGCAAUCCCAUUAUCCGUGACAACAACCAAACACAACAAAGAGCAAAAGAAAAGGAGAAACAAAAGACAGCAGCAACAUGGAAAAAAAUACAAAGAAAUGCGCAACGUCGCCGCAAAAUCGUCGUUGGAGAUGACGAUCUUGAGUAUUUAGCCAGGCUGUCCCUGUGUACAAGGCACCGCAGAUCCAGUCAAAUAAAGAAUCUGGUGCGGCGGAUAAAAGACGACAUCACUACUCAUAACCAGAGCCUGGCUACUAGGAAACCAGCAGCGACGACGACGACGACGACGACGACGACGACGACAUCAGAGAUGGAUCCUUCAUCUUUUGAGGAGGCUGGUGGCUAUGCUGUGCGGCGGCAGGCUCAAGAGAGAGCUCAGCACACUUUAAAUGUUGCGGUUAACGUAUACCGUGCGGUAGAGACAGGUGUAGAUGAUUCAAAUCCAAGAUCUGUUACGCAGGGGGGACAGGAUCAGAUGAAUCAGUCUCCUGAAGACAACGAACCAAGUGAUCAAGAUCAAGAGCGGGAGCAAGACUCGAGGACGACACCCAUUCCACUCGUCGAGCACUCGCAUAUCGGAGAGGACAUUGGCCCGGAUCUACCACCAUGUUUCUCUCGCGACCGGCGGCAAGGACGCAAACCGAUAGCGCCCAACGACGAGUGCGCCAUCUGCCUCGAACGGAUGGGGUCCAAACAGGACCUGGCCUGGUGUCGCAAGCAGUGCGGCACCAAUUUCCAUGGGCCCUGCAUUGAGAACUGGAUCAGCAUCUACGAGCGGGGGAUAGCAAAGACUUGUCCGGCGUGUCGCGUGGUUUGGAGCGCGCGACGGGACUGGGGGGACUUGCGCUAG
Messenger RNA from Talaromyces rugulosus, 963 nucleotides. RefSeq lists its product as uncharacterized. The transcript has 3 exons. Gene Ontology annotation, molecular function: ubiquitin protein ligase activity. The coding region runs from base 1 to 963 and encodes 320 amino acids. The record is from RefSeq and is a predicted model, not a curated record. NCBI's taxonomy places the organism in Eukaryota, Fungi, Ascomycota, Eurotiomycetes, Eurotiales, Trichocomaceae.